Messenger RNA from Aspergillus pseudonomiae, 1167 nucleotides. Its product is annotated as NAD(P)-binding protein. The coding region runs from base 27 to 773 and encodes 248 amino acids. The record is from RefSeq and is a predicted model, not a curated record. NCBI's taxonomy places the organism in Eukaryota, Fungi, Ascomycota, Eurotiomycetes, Eurotiales, Aspergillaceae. The transcript is spliced from 3 exons.
GUUCAAUCCCAUCACCUUACCCUACAAUGGCAUCCUUCUCCAAAUCGAUCGCGAUCGUCGCCGGAGCUGGACCAGGAACUGGCGCGUCCAUCGCCCGCCGCUUUGCGAAGGCAUACCCCGUGGUGCUCCUCGCGCGCAGUCAAGCGAGCCUCGACCCUCUGGUCCAGGGCAUCAAUCAGGAUGGAGGAUGCGCCAUUGGCAUCCCAUCCGACGUCACGAAUGCAGGGAGUCUAAACUCCACCCUGAAACAGAUCGAGCAGCGGUUCGGAUCUGAUCUCACGGUUUCAGCGGCCGUCUUCAACGUGGCGAGCAAGUUCACGCGCGCGCCAUUCCUGGAUUCCGGCGCAGAGUUCCUGGAUAGUCUCGAGGCGACUGCGCGGGGGGCCUCGAAUUUCUCCAAAGCAGUGUUGCCAUUGAUGCUGCGCGCAGUGUCGCAGGCAGAGUUGCGCCAUCCGCCGACGAUGAUAUUCACCGGUGCAACGGCCGCCAUGAAGGGGGGUCCCGGCUUGGGUUCAUUUGCCAUGAGCAAAUUCGCUGUCCGGGCGCUCUCCCAGUCGCUAGCGCGCGAAUUUGGUCCCAAGGGCGUUCAUGUUGCUCAUGCCAUUAUCGACGGGAUCAUUGCGACGGAGAAGACGAAGGAUUAUAACAAGGACACACCCGAUGCGAAGAUCGACCCCGACUGGAUCGCUGAGACGUACUGGUUCUUACAUACCCAGCCCCGGUCGAGUUUCACUCAUGAACUUGAUCUCCGACCAUACUGCGAGAGCUGGUGAAUAGCCCCAUAAUCACGGCAGUAAUGAUCAGAGAACUUCAAGAGCUAUCUCUAUAUAGGUAGCUACUUAGUGUAAUCCAGUACAUACGACCAUAGGGUGUGGAGAACAGGGCUUCCCGUCCGCUCAGCCGUACUUAAGCCACACGCCGGGAGGUUAGUAGUUGGGUGGGUGACCACCAGCGAAUCCCUCCUGUUGUAUGUUUUUUCUCUGUCAAUAAUAAUAUUUUUCUGCCGUCAUUCUCAGACAGUAGAUGGUGGUGGGUGGGUGGUGGAUCUUAGGAUACCUUCCCCGUUCCCGGUGUUCCCGUAAUGAGGUCUUUUGAACGCGAAUCCUAGAAAGCUACCACUUUGCAACUUACUCUUCAUAAGUUACCGCUUCUCAGACUCAGCAAGCC